Odobenus rosmarus divergens (Pacific walrus) is the source of this 6603-nucleotide messenger RNA. RefSeq lists its product as uncharacterized. The record is from RefSeq and is a predicted model, not a curated record. Gene Ontology annotation, molecular function: microtubule binding. Gene Ontology annotation, cellular component: centrosome. The transcript is spliced from 26 exons. The coding region runs from base 1 to 6603 and encodes 2200 amino acids. Gene Ontology annotation, biological process: microtubule anchoring. Lineage: Eukaryota; Metazoa; Chordata; Mammalia; Carnivora; Odobenidae.
AUGGUGGGGUGGCCUGCCCAUGGCCCCAGCAGGAGUCGAAGGCCUCGGCUCUGUUCACCUGUGGCUGAGGAUGAUGCCAUGGCUGCCCUGAGGUGGCCCAGGCCCUCCCAGCAGCCAGGUGACCUGCAGGGAGCUCCCCACGUGGUCUGGUCCGACCACACCGAGCAGCCAGGCACCCGGGGGAAGGCCCACAGCCACCUGGUAUGGUCGGAAGGCGAGGAGGCCAAGGAUGGGGACAGCUCGGUGUCAUCAGGCCGCCUCUCUGGCUCCUCUGGGGGCCACGAGUCCUGCACAUCUCCCCCCGGGCCCUGGAAGGAGAGGCCCCCCCAGGUGCUGGGGCCCCAGCGGCAGCCCAGGGAGAGCAACCCACGGCUGGAGCAGCUGCGGGACAAGAUCCGGGCCCAGGCCCAGUGGCAGGCCAGCUGCGCCUCCCUGGGCACCUCCACACUGUCCAGCGCCUCGCGCCUCUACAGAGCCUCCAAGCCAGACCCCCGGAGGAAGGCCGGGAAGCCGAUGCACCCCACUCCAGCCCCGUGGGAGGCACUCAGGCCUGGGGCCUCCGUCAAAGGCUCAGGCGGCCUGAGCGUGGCUCCGUGUGGAGUGCAAGACAGGGCAAUCCCCGGCCAGGGGUGCAAGCUGUCCGGGGUCGCCCGGCGCCAGGCCUCAGUUCCACGGGAGAAAGCCAGAAGGAUGCAAAGUAGUCCUUGCAAAAGGGAGAAGGCCCCCAGAUCACCCAUCCCCAGAAGAGCCGCCAAAGACAAAGAUUCUGAGUUGGUUGGUGUUUACGCCUGGAGGAAAGGACCAGCCCUGGUGAGGGCCCUGCUUGGGCCCCCUCCCGCCCUCCCCAGACUCCAGAGCAAGGCUCCCUCAAGAGACCAGGCCCCUACCGUGGAAUUAGGAGAUAGCAAGAGAGUUGGAGCUGCCGAGAGCUCCCCUGUCUGCCCCCAGAUGCCCAGUCCAGCCUCUGUCCAAGGUGACCUGCAGCUGUCUGCCAACGCACCCAACCUGGCUUCCUGUGAUCAGCCUAUGACCAUCCAAAACGCUAUGGCCAUCCUUAGAGACCUCCGCCAGCAAAUCCAGGCCGGGCUGGAGCUGGCCCGGCACCGCCACCCCAGGGGAGGGCCGGAGCUGGGGCGGUCAAAGCUGUGUCUGCAGGACCUGGCGGGGAGGAGGCAGUGGGGCCCCUGGAGCACCCCAGACGUGCGGGGCUCCUUCUCCAAGAGUCCUCAAGCAGGGACGGAGGGGAGGCGCUCCUCCUUAGAGAGGCCUGGCAGCUUCCCCAAUGGGCAUCGCUGGAGCACCCUGGCUGGGUGGGAGUCCUAUCCCCAGCAGACUGGAGCGGCCCCAGGACGGAACCCCUCCUUCCAGAGGCCCAGGAGCCCCCCUGAGAGGCUGACCUCCUUGCCUCAGCGGCCCUGGAGUGCCUCGGCCGGGCAGGCUUCCAGGUCCCAGCAGACUGGAGCGGCCCCAGGAUGGAACCCUUCCUUCCAGAGGCCUGGGAGCUCCCCUGAGAGGCUGACCUCCUUGCCGCAGCGGCCCUGGAGUGCCUCGGCCGGGCAGGCCUCCAGGCCCCAGCGGACCUGGGCCACUUAUGAAGACUGGGAGAGCCCCGCCCGAAGACCCUGGAGCCCUUCUGCCCAGAGGUCCCGGAGUGCCUCCUCCACGCAGGGCGCUGGCACCCCAUGCAAGGGCAGAGGCUCCCUCCUGCCGCCCUCCGGAGUGGAGCACGGCUGGCUGAGGCCCGCCAGGGGCGCCCCUGGGAAGGAGGAUGAGGUGCGGGUGCCGCCACCCUGCCCGAAGCCCCGGGGUGCCCUGGGCCACCCCUACAGCACCGAGGUGCUGCAGGAGUUCAUGCGCCAGAAGACGUUGGCGCGGCAGCGGCAGGCCCUGGAGGAGAAGGCCUCGGCCGUGCGGGCGCUCGAGCUGAGGAACCAGAGGCUGCAGGAAGUCUACAGGAAGCAACGGGAGGCCGUCCUCGGCAAAGCCGUCCCUGUGGUCUCCCAGACGACCCCCGGCAUUGUGACCUUUUUCCCGCAUUGUGCGCCGUCCAAGGGCCUGGAAGCUCCCGGGAGCCUGGGGUCGCCUGUGCUGGAGUGGAGCAAGGUGACCUCCGGCAUGGUGCUGGGGGACCAGGAGGCCCCGGGCAGCUUCUGCUUGUGUCUGAACAGAGCCUUGAAUCACACUGAGACUCUAGAGAUGGGCGGCCCCCAGGAUGACUGGGAUGGUGCCCCCACGCUGAUAUCCGCCCGCUCCUCCCCGGGCCCCCUGAAGCUCCAGGACCUGACCACCCGCCCCCCGCGCCCAGGCGGGUGCAUCUACCUGGACCCCGAGGAGAGCGAGCGCCUGGGCACACCGGGGCCCCUGCACUUCCGCUACAAGCAGGCUCGGCUCCAGGCGCUGGAGACCAUGGCCAACGUCCUGAAGCAACGGAUUGACAUCCUCACGGCCAAGCUGCACAGGUCGGAGGCGCCGGACACUCUCGGGGACCCGGUCUCGGACCUGUCGCUCUCACGUCGCAGCACUGGGUCCACAGCCCCCGGCUGCUCUGGAGCCCUGGUGCCCAACAGGAGCCGAGGGGCCCCCUGGGACUGGGCAGACAUGCCGGCCAGGACACUUGUCCCUCCCACCUGCUUCCUGGAUGGCAGGACUCUGCCGUGGAGCCCCGACUGGGAGCGGCGACAGAGCGUGAGCCCAAGAGGCCACUACGACAGCAAGCCCCGAGGUUUCAUUGAGGACGGGCGUUUGGAGCUGGAUAACAGGCUGGCAAGAAACACGGCUUCCUUCCAAGCCCUCGGCCCCUUCAUCGGGAGCUCACUCGGGGUGCCAGCCAUGUUGGACCCCACCUGCGGCUCCCUGCAGCUGGAGGAGAUGCCGUCGGCCAGAGGGGCGGCGGGCUUGGUCACACCCUGGACCGCGCGAGGCUGCGCCCUCCGGGAGCCUCGGAGUCUGGUCCGGGAGGAGCUGUUGGCCAGGGGCCCUGGCAGCUUCCACAGGCUGAACCUGAGCCUCCUGGAGAAACCUGCUCCUCUCCCUGGCUCGGCCUCCAGGCUGCCUCUCCAGGAGGAUCUCUUUACCCUGAGGCUGCAGGCAGCCCCCAGGACUCAUUUGAGAUCUGAGCUGCCCCCGCCUACAGUGGCUGAGAGCAGGGUCUCAGGACCAGGCCCAGAAGAUGGGAGGUGGGCCAAGGAGGCUGCAGCCGGCCACCCCUCCGACCGUGGGGCCGCCCCUAGAGGCAGCCGCAGAGGGGCCCAGAGCACCAAUGGUCAGCGCUCCGGGCACCUUGCCAACGUCCCCCGGAAGUCCCCAAGCUUUCUCAAGUCCCUGCAGGUGUGUCCUGCCCCCAUCUAUCGGGCUGAUGACAGCUGUGUCCCCGGAAUCCUGAGGCUUGGGCCCUCCCUGCAGCUGGACCAGGAGAAGCAGGAGCAGGUGCUGACCCUUCUGCGGCAGCGGGCAGAGCUGGAGGUCUGGGAGACGCAGAAGGCCCUGGACCAGCUGCUCUUCAAGCAUCAACUGGAGCAUCUGUUGGAGAAACACUCCACCCAGGCCAGGCCAGAACUGGCUUCGGCUUCAACUUCGGAGCAGCCACGGGUGUGUGGAGUCCUGGAGCCGACAACCUCUCCGGACACCGUGACCACCAGACCCAGGUGGGGCCGCAGAUCACACUCAGCCCUGGGCAGAGACGCUGCCACACCCUCCCAAGGUCCCCAGGAAGGACAGCAGAGUCAGGAGGACAAGUCAGCUUCUGCAGAGCCCCGGCAGGAAGUGAGACCAGACCAAGCUCCCUCCCAGCUGCCCCUGGCCAGGCUCUACCCUCGGGUCAACCCCACCCACCAGCGGAGCCUGGCGGGGCCCUGGAGCGCCGACGCCGCCGGAGCCCCGGGCCACUUCACGCUCCAGAUGCUGGAGCUGAGCCUACGGGAGGAGGAGCUGCACGCGCAGCACCAGACUGCGCUGCUGCGCCUGCGCGAGAAAGCACUGGAGGAGAAGAUAUGCGCGGAGCUGGCCUGGUUGGAGCAGCAGCGAGCGUGUCUGGGCAGCAAGGGGAGCCCCACGGUGCUGGUAGCCUUGGUGGAGAGGCAGCUGCAGGCCCUCAGCAGCCUUGAGCAGGAGCAGGGGGCUCAGGACCCCGUGGUACAAGGGGAGCACCCAGUGGCCAGAGGGGGCAGCGUGGCCUGGACGCCGUGUGGCCCUGCUGUCCUGCCCCCCUGUGGCCUCCGGGAGCCUCGCCAACGGGAGAAUGACAGCAGUGUCUGCUGCGGGGGCUGCAGGGGCAUCAGCGCGGCCGGCACUGGCCGGGGGCUGUGCACGACCACAGGGGCUCACCAGCUGCUCCGAGCCCAGUGUCCAGGGACCCAUAGAGAAAUCCGAUGCCUGCGGAACACUCACCUGUUCUCCCACAAGGAGAGGAUGCUGCUCCUACAGCAUCAGAGGGACAUCCUCUGCCUGCGGACGGCCGUGGCGCACCUACAGCAGGAGCUCAAGGCCCGGACCGGGCCGCCUCAGGAGGACGGGACCCUGCCCCAGGCCACUUCAGCCACGGAUAGUCCCCGGCCGCCUCCAAGGCCAGUGUGCGGAGAGGACACGCCUGUGGCCGGCGGCUGGCCUGACGCUGGGGGCCGGCUGGCGGAGGAGAGCCAGAGCCCUGUGAGCCAAGGAGACCCCCAGCCCAACCCCCACCCCUUGUCCUCAGAGGAGAAGACCCGGCCUCUGAUGGAAAGCCAUGCACAGAAACUCCAGGACCGACACUCCCUGGGCAGAGGGGGUCCCUGCAGCCCCCCAGAAGCCAGCGGGCCGUGGGCUGUGGGCUGCCGCUUGGCCCUGCGCCGCAGGGCUCCCGCGCCACCCAGCCCGCGUGCGGGCAGCCCCCUGGAGCUGGGCCCCGAGUCUGAGUCUGAGUCCUCUCCCCGGAGCUGCCUGGGGUCCUGUGCCUCCUCCUCUGUGAGCGGGCCGUCCUGCCACUCUCUUCAGGAGUUUCAGAAGGUGUCCGCCACUCUGGUCCAGCUUUCCCUGUCAGACUGGGAAGCUGGGGACCCCCCCGACGCAGACCCUGGCUGGUCUGGGGAGUUCUCUCCUCAGGACUCCUGGGGGCUCCACCGCGGCGGGGGGCAGGGGGCCCGGGAGAGGGCGGAGGGCAGCGGGGCCGGUCCCCGGCGCGGCUCCCCCUCGGACGCAGGAGGCUCAGAGACAGGCGGAGGCCCCCAGCAGGCGGGCUGGCUGCCGCCUCUUCCGGAUGCCCCCUCUUCGAGGUCAGGGUCAGAGCUGUCAGAGGUGUCCAGCGAGCUCUGGGACGAGGAGAACCUGCUGGAGCCAGGCACUGGUGCUGAGCCAGCCUCAGGGCGCUCCUCCCCUGCGGGAGGCUCAUCCCACCUGGAAAAUGGUGGGGCGCGCUGCUCUGCACCUCCUUCCUUGGGCCUUGGGGAGGGGCAGGAAGCUUCUGGAACCAGCGGGAGCCUGAUCAGUGGAUUAAAUACAGGAAGAGCCAAACAGGUGUCGCCGGAGGCUGCCUGCAUGGCACUCCCAUCCAAAGCCUCUUCCUCCAGUGACUUAGACCUGCCCUUUUCCUCUCCUUCGGGGUCCCUGGCAUCUGAAGUGGUGGAUUUUGGUGAAGGAGGAGACACUGGGCCUCUGCAGGCCUCAGAUGGCUGCCCAGAGGGGCCCGGGGACGCUGACCUGAGACUAUCCAAUGACGGGAAACCCCAACGGGCCUGGUCUGAGCCUGAAGUCCCCGUGAACCUGCGGGCUCCUCCUAGGGACCCUGGUGGUCUGGUAGCCCGGACACCCAAGGGCUGGGCGCCUGGGUGUAGGGAGAGAGGAGACGCCCCUGACUCCCCCGCCCCAGAGGAAGCCUGGUCCACCCUGGCCAGUGGGGUCUUGCCUGAGAUCCUGUCCCCCGUGGAUGACGUGCUGUCCUACGGCAGUGCCGACCUUCCAUCCUCCACCCACAGGGAUGCCAGCCUCCCUCCUCUGCCUCCCACCCUCCCAGCAGAGAGGGAGGCCAACGCCACCAGCCUCCACUCAGAAGACUUCCCUCCCCCACCUGAAGAUGCCAUGUCUCCUGGGGGCUCGCUGGGCUCCCCCGGGGAGGAUGCCUCCAUCAAAACUGGGGAGUUGCCCUCCUUGUCUGAGGAGGGCCUGCCUGAGCCGCUGUCCCCAGGGCCCCAGGAAUCAGGGCUCUGCCUGGAGGUGGGCGGACAGGGUGGAAGCCUUAGGGACAAAUUGGGUGAAUCAUGUUGUGAUGGGGGAGCCCAAGCUGUGGGCAGCCAGUGGUCUGAGCCAGCUGGCUGGCUAGGGUCCCCCUUGUGUGGGGGGGCAGGUGAUGCCACGGGGGGGCUCCCAAGGCUGCCAGUGCAGCCCCCAAGCCCAUCCAGAGUGGCCCCUGAGGCCGGGGAGGGUCUGCCAGUGUUGUUGGCGGCUGGAGGUACAGGGCUGUCUGGCACCGGGCAGGGCGACCCAGCUCCUGCUUUGGGCGCAGGCCGCUGGGUGGACGCACCCAGCAUGGAGAGAGCCGAGGUGGUGGAGUUGGUCUCCAGCCAGCUCACCAGAAGGAUCCUGUGCGACUCGCUGGCUGUGCUCUCGGAGAUGGCCCAGCCGGCAGCCCGCUGA